This is a messenger RNA of Setaria italica (foxtail millet), 874 nucleotides long. RefSeq lists its product as uncharacterized. The transcript is spliced from 5 exons. NCBI's taxonomy places the organism in Eukaryota, Viridiplantae, Streptophyta, Magnoliopsida, Poales, Poaceae. The record is from RefSeq and is a predicted model, not a curated record. The coding region runs from base 1 to 561 and encodes 186 amino acids.
AUGGCGCCCUUCUGCAAGGAUGUCGUGAGCAAUUGGAGAUUUAGCCCACCGCCAGUUCAAAGGAGGCAACGCGCUUUUCCGACCCGUCUCUCUUCUCCUCCAAUCCCCCGAGCCCGACGCCGCGGCAUUGCGAAGCGGCGGAGCAACCGCCGCCCCGCCUCGAACCCUACCGCCUCUCAAGGCGGCCACCUCCUCGAAUCCACUCCGCCGCGGGGCGCUGGAGCCGGACGGUCCUCUACGCUCCCGCCGUCCCGCGGCGGCGCGCGCGGGGGUGGACGCCGCGGGCCUUCGCGGAGAUCCAACAACCAUGGCGUCCGUCAGGAAAAUGCGAAUUUCUUCUACUGUGGGAUUCUCUGGAGUCUGGACAAAGUUUUAAGGCGAAUGUGGGGAAUCACUGAACCAGUUCUUGGAGAUGAAACCCUUCUGGUGCUGGAUGUGAAUAGCUAUCUGAUUGGAAUUUGGAAUUUUAAGAAAUACCUGCAUCUAGGACCGGGAAAAAAGAGGGAUCAAGGCCAUGCGGAAAGGCUGGCCUGUGGGUUGGGCAUGAGCAUGACUGCAUGAGCCGUUCUCUGAUGCUAAAAUGCGCUCACUUGACUGUAGCUGUACCGUAGCAAUUUUAUACGUUGUGCUUUAUUUCUUGUAUAGGUAGGUUAAUGGUAUUGUACUAAUGGGGACAUUUCACCGGACACUGUUAAAAGUUUGAGCGGUGCUCCGAUGCUAAAAUGCGUGCCUUUUACUUUAGCCACACCCAACCUGUAGCUGUACGGUAGCGAUCUUAUAUGUUGUGCUUUAUUUUAUGUAUAGUAGGUUAUUUAUAUCGUAUGAGUGGGGACAUAUCACCGGACAUAAUUUUGAAUACAGCCCCUUCAUGCCA